AUGGGCACGACCUUUUCCCCCAAGACCCCCCACGACCCUGAGGAGGCUGACCCACUCAAGCUUACACUGUCUCUGCUCUCACCAUCCUGUGCCACCACUCUACCACACCACACCACACCGCACCACAGAAUGGGCACGGCCUUUUCCCCCAAGAGUCCCCACGACUCCGAGACUGAAUCGCUGCAAGUGCAUCAUGAUCACGACAAUGCCCCGUCACAAGGCAAGCUGGGCACGCUCACAGGGGUGUACAUCCCGUGUGUGCAGAACAUCCUGGGAAUCAUCUUCUACAUCCGCCUCUCCUGGAUAGAGGGCAUAGCAGGGGUGAGCGGGAGCCUGAUGGUCGUGGCAGUCACAUGCGCCACUGUCUACGAAUUGCUCACUGCUGUCUCCUCUCCCUAUACCCUCUACCAUCUGACCUCUGCCCUCUGUCCUGUGUCCUGUGCCCUCUCCGGUGUGCCCUGUGCCCUCUCCGGUGUGCCCUGUGCCCUCUCCGGUGUGCCCUGUGCCCUCUCCGGUGUGCCCUGUGCAUGGCAUGGCAGGAUAGUGGGCAUAGCAGGGGUGAGCGGGAGCCUGAUGGUCGUGGCAGUCACAUGUGCCAGCACGUUCAUCACUGCCCUCUCCCUCUCUGCUGUCGUCACCAACGGUGCCAUGAAGCACGUUCAUCACAUGUGUUAG
Molecule: messenger RNA, 675 nt
Organism: Closterium sp. Naga37s-1
Lineage: Eukaryota; Viridiplantae; Streptophyta; Zygnematophyceae; Desmidiales; Closteriaceae
Source: the annotation of a GenBank genome assembly